CUACGUCGACCGCAUGUCGCGACCUUAAUCAAUUUCUCAAGAUUCACAUUCACCGGAUGUUGACGCCACCCUCGAGUUCAUGAAAAAUCUUCACAGCAUCGAUAAGGGUUGUCGUUUUUUAAACUGCUUAGCUUUUUCCAACAUCAGUGUCGCGAAACCGAACAUCGGUUCGGUCCUCUACUUUCCACCCACCUUACCGUGCAGCCAGUAACGUCACCUUUGCCUUGCGUCUAACAGCAACAUCGUGAAAGCACACCAUCAACUGUCAUCGCUCUUUUUUCACGUCCUUCCCUUACGCCCAAAAACAAGAACAAAGGAAAAGAGUAGAUACCGACGGUACCAGCCAAGACAGCAAUUCACAAUGGCCCAAUCGUCAGCAGCAGCGACGCAGUUGCGGAAGGAAUUGAAGCAGAUGCAGAAGGACACGGACAUUCCCGGGAUAUCAUGCGGCUUGGUGAACGACAACAACAUUUUUGAGUGGGAGGUGAUGUUGAUGAUUCCCGAUGAGGUCAAAUACUAUGGCGGAGGCAACUUCCGCGCCCACCUUCACUUCCCACCCAACUACCCACUCAUGCCACCCACUUUUACGUUCCAGAACCCGAUCCCGUUCCAUCCCAACAUCUAUCCGUCGGGCGAGCUCUGCAUCAGCAUCCUGCACCCGCCCGAGGAGGACAAGUACGGGUACGAGGACGCGUCGGAGCGGUGGUCCCCCGCGCGCUCGCCCGAGAAGGUGCUUUUGAGCAUCAUUAGCUUGUUCAGCGAUCCGAACCCGGAUAGCCCCGCUAAUGUCGAGGCCGCGCGCUUGCUGAGGGAGGAGAAGGAGGGGAAACACAAGGAGUUUAGGAAGAGGUGCAGGGCUUGUGUGAGGGAGAGUUUGGGAGAGGAGUGAUUGGGGAAUGCAUAGCCUGUCGGUGUGGGUAUGUGUGAGCUGGCUGGCUGUGGAAAUUGUUAAAAUGGGAAAGAGGGGAGACGACAAGGAGGAGGGGCGUGAAGCGAGUUUGUUAAACGUUUUUUUUACGGAUAUCCUUAGCGAAAUGAUACUACAUACCUUGCAGAGUUGUGCUCUGCCGGAAGACUGGGUUGAAGGAACUGCUUUGUCUUGUGGUUGGCCUAGGCCGAGAGCUGUUGUAGCCAGCAACGCGCUGGUCAGGAGAGAGAUUGCUCUGACAUAGAUAGCACAUAAGUGCCGGGAAAAGCUUAAUAGAUCAUGAA
This is a messenger RNA of Neurospora hispaniola, 1212 nucleotides long. Its product is annotated as ubiquitin-conjugating enzyme E2 15. Lineage: Eukaryota; Fungi; Ascomycota; Sordariomycetes; Sordariales; Sordariaceae. Gene Ontology annotation, biological process: protein polyubiquitination; ubiquitin-dependent protein catabolic process. Gene Ontology annotation, molecular function: ubiquitin conjugating enzyme activity. The record is from RefSeq and is a predicted model, not a curated record. Bases 362 to 889 code for a protein of 175 amino acids. The transcript has 2 exons.